This is a messenger RNA of Pseudomyrmex gracilis, 2621 nucleotides long. Its product is annotated as cleft lip and palate transmembrane protein 1-like protein. Lineage: Eukaryota; Metazoa; Arthropoda; Insecta; Hymenoptera; Formicidae. The coding region runs from base 353 to 1975 and encodes 540 amino acids. The record is from RefSeq and is a predicted model, not a curated record. Gene Ontology annotation, cellular component: membrane; endomembrane system. The transcript is spliced from 8 exons.
UGUAGUAAUCAUGAAUAUGAUUAGCUCUUACUUUUAAAUCUAACAAAUCAACGUCGAGUAUUGACAAGACAUCAACUAAGCAAUUGUUUUUUUGAAUACGGCCAAUGAACUGUCAAUGAUCGGUCGAUUAUAAGUGCCCGCGUUAUGUACAACUGUAUUUUUAUAUAGCCGGCACUUGUUGACGACUGCCAAGAAUUGGAGGAGGUACGGCGUACACGUACGGCGUGUCUGUGACACGCAAACAUUCGAUCGCUGUUCGAGAGGUCAUCGGGACACUUGGGAGAGUAUAACGAAAGUCGUGAUAAUGUACACAAAUCUGUGAUGUGGUUGGCUAAAAACGCUCUUCAACAAAAUGCGGUGGCCGUCUUUCAAUAGUCUUGUUUCGUUUUUUUCUUAUGUAUUUUUGAUCAAUGUCGUGUACUCGAUAUACAUAUUGUCUCAGCUGUUUGUUACGCCGGCCUGCGAACAGGGCAAGCCGUGCCUCAAGUCUUAUCUGACCGAGAGGCCUGAGUUGAAUCUUUAUAUGUUUAUCUCUGUGAAAGAAAAACCCGUCAACAGAGCCAAACUCAUAUACUUGGAACAGAAUUUUAAUUAUAGCGAAGAACGAACUAUUCAUACCACUUUGAGUAUUCCGCACGAGACACGGCAGAACGGAACGCUAUUUCUGCAUGUAUUUGUAACUCCCACUUCUGUAAAGCACGAUGGUUCAUUUCGUGCUUUGCGAACAAAUAUAUUUACUACUUUUACUACUAUUAAAAUGACACAGUAUACAGUACCAGAAGCAGAAGCAUUUAAAUUGUUAGAAGAGAAAGAUUUGAGUGAGAAAAAAACAAAGGAGAUUAUGUUGCAUCCGGUUGUGCACAUUAAGAGUCAUGUGACGUUUACAAUAAUGACUGAUGAUAUUAUGCUUCCUCUGUUUAACAUUCCUGCCGAACUUGUGCAAUAUAUAAAACUACUUGGUACAAAUACAUAUUUGCCAAUAGUCAAUUAUGAUUCUUUACGAACUCGGCGUCGGAAUCUGCAGCGACUCGUUCCUCAGAAUAGUACGAUGAACGUCACGGUGGAAUACUCACCUAUUUCUCUGGGAAAACUAAGAAUGUUGCUGCAAGUACAGGCAAGCAUAGAGAAUGUAAAAGUUCUCGGGUUUUCCGACAAGGACGUUGAUGAUGUAAAAGGCAUUUUUACAGAAACCAACAUCUACUUACUGAGUGGUACACUAUUUAUCGCAUCUGUACACUUGUUGUUCGAUUUUCUUGCCAUAAAAAACGAUGUGAGUUUUUGGUGGAAGAAGAACAAUCUUGUGGGCCUCAGUGUAUGGACCAUAAUAUGGCGUGCAUUUAGCCAAAUCGUGAUUUUCCUUUAUCUUUGCGAAGAAGGUGCUUCCUUGCUCAUUCUUAUUCCAGCUGGCAUUAGUACUGUUAUUGACUUGUGGAAGUUAAAAAAAGUAUCGAGAGUAGAGCUGAUUAGGAGCGGUGGCAUUUUGCCGAAAAUACAGUUUAAGAGCGAUUGUGUUAACGCAGCAGAAGAAAAAACUAGAAAAUUUGAUGCUCAGAGCAUGCGCUAUCUAAGUUAUCUGUUAUACCCGCUAGUCAUUGUUGGUGCAAUUUAUUCUCUCUUUUAUCAGCCGCAUAAAAGUUGGUACUCGUGGAGUAUAAACUCUUUAGUGAAUGGAGUUUAUUCGUUCGGAUUUCUCUUCAUGUUACCGCAAUUGUUCAUCAAUUAUAAAUUGAAAUCUGUGGCGCACGUGCCUUGNAAAACGAUCAUGUAUAAAGCGUUCAAUACGUUUAUCGAUGACGUAUUCGCUUUUAUUAUAACAACACCGACGUCUCACAGAAUAGCAUGUUUCAGAAACGAUAUUGUCUUUGUCGUUUUUCUUUAUCAGAGAUGGUUAUACCCAGUGGAUAAAUCGCGCACAGACACUGAUACAAUUGAAGAAACUGUUGAUCUUGGCAGUGCAAGCAAAAAAACAAAUUAACAAUUGUUUAAAAUAAUUUAAUUAAUUUAUUGUCAUCGUUUUCUUGAGUCAUUGGCUUCUAAGACAUAAUAUCACAUCAUAUUGUGCGACAUGCGUCUAAGCAAUAUAAUUACCUAUAUCAUCAAUAUAAAGAAUUUCAAUUAAUGUAUCAUAGACUUAUUAAAACAAAAAACGUUUUAGAAAAAUUCUCUUUCAUCCAUUUCCUAGAAGUGUUAGCCGUCAGGUUGUCUUACAAUUGACCCGAUAACGAAUCUUACAAAUCAACUCUUAAUCGGUCAUAUUGUAAUCAGUGUAUUAUCUAUAGUGCGCACUUGAUGUUUGUGAUGACAAAUUUUACAACAAAGGAUCUAGAAGGAAAUUAUAUAAUCGGUAAUAUCCAACGCGUAUAGUAGAAAAAAAUCGUGUCAGAUAACGGUAUGUUUAUCGUACAAACAAACAAUUAUUUCGACUGUGAUUAUACGUAAUCGCAGUCUUUAAGUAAAUGAGAUUGCAUUUCUUACACGCACAAAAUGAACAUUCUUUGUCUCACACCUGCGUAUCAUUUUAUUUCGCGAUAGAGAGUUUGUAAUCUACAAAAAUAUUUGUAUAUCGUGUUCGAUGACCGAUAACAGAGUCCUUGAAUCUUUUUUUUUUUUUAAAUUGAACG